CGUUUAGUUUGCACACAUUUGGCUUACUAUAUCCCUCCGCAAAGUUGGAUAGUUCUUGGAGAAGUCAUGAUGAAGGUUCCGGUUUCUCUUAAUUAAAUCUCACUCUGUGGCAGGUGCGUGUAUUGGUGCUUUAUUAACUCCUGCACAGACAAAAUGCCGCCGAGACGUACUAAAAAGGAUGCUCAAAGUGAUUUGGACCUGGACAUGCGUCGGAGCAAACUCACCCUCUUCAUCCAACAGUUUGAAAAAGAAGCACAGGAGCGCAUGAACGAGCUGGAAGCCAAACUGGAGAACACAUUGGCCACUGUUGACAAAGUGUUCAAGGUGGAGCUGAUGAAGAUGCCUCCUUCUCUUAAAAACACACUGAUGGGAGACCUACUCAGCGUAGAGGAAAUCUCAGCAGGUGAAGUGUCCAUUGCUAUGAAGACUGAGUCCCUUGAGAUCCAACAGCCCCUCAGGAGGAUGCCCAGCAAAAGAGUGAAAUCGACUGAUUCUCCACCUGUUGGGUCCAGCUCUACCUCAAAGUCUUCAGCCAAGACCUCAAAGGGAGGAAGAGGAGCAAAAAAGACCAGAACUGGCAGCAAGACCACUGGAAACUUCAGGGGAACCUCAGUCAGUAUCAAAAGAAGUGAAAGUCUUAAGAGUGGCGACCACGACGCUUCAGCCAGACCUCAGCUCAGGUCUGUCGUCUCCACCGGUGAUCUGCCCUGUUCCAUGUCCAGAUCUGCGGCAUACAUCAGCCUAACCACAGCACAGGGACACACUGUCUGCUUCUCUGAAGAAACAGAGGAAGAACUGAACCUGGAUUUGCUGGAUGAUGUGGCGUGGUGUCACAUAGAGAAGCUCAAGAAAAUGAUGGAUCGUCUUUCAAGUCGUUGCCAGCGAUGAAGUCUUUGUCUUAUUGGGUUUUUAAAAAUAUUAAAUUUGAUCUUGUUUCAAAAAUAAAGUUUGUAUCUUUAAGUGUUAAAGAGCUUGAACUCUUUUUCUAGUGACUUCCAAAUUAAUUUCUCUACAUUUAACUCUUCUUAAAUGAUUUAUCACCAUUUAUAAUAUACUGGA
Molecule: messenger RNA, 1059 nt
Organism: Sphaeramia orbicularis (orbiculate cardinalfish)
Lineage: Eukaryota; Metazoa; Chordata; Actinopteri; Kurtiformes; Apogonidae
Gene: cdca9
Product: cell division cycle associated 9
Exons: 10
Coding region: 154-888 (244 amino acids)
Biological process (GO): mitotic sister chromatid segregation
Cellular component (GO): spindle midzone; chromosome, centromeric region; chromosome passenger complex
Source: RefSeq, a predicted model, not a curated record